AUGGGGGAUGUUCCUGUUGACGAGCAUAAUGCGGGUUUUUGUUCGGAAAGAGAUAGUCGGCUGAAUGUUUUUGAAAACGUUAACCCAGCUCUAUCCACGAGCGUUAAGCGUUCCAUUACGGACAGUAUGGAUCUUGUUAGUGCUCAAAAGAAAACACGCCUUGAAGUUGUCGCAGAACAAAAGCGCUACCUUGAUGCAUUCAGUCAAUGGAAUGAGGAGGACCAGGUUGAUUUUCUAUGUCAACUGCUUUCACGUAUGUCCCACGCACAGCACUCCCGAAUCAAUAGCCUCCUAGAACCAUUGCUUCAAUGUGAUUUCAUUAUGGCUCUACCCACUCGUGGUGUGCCAAAUAUUUCCGCCGCCAUUCUUUCCUACCUUGAUGCCCAGUCUCUUCUGUCCGUGGAACUAGUUUCGAAGGGUUGGCAGUGGAUUGUGGUGCGGUUUCAGUUAUGGCGUAAACUAAUUGCUCGGCGAAUCGCGACAGAUUCAGUAUGGCGGGGAUUAGCCGAGCGUCGUGGUUGGCUCUCUGUUGUAAAUUUGGUCGAUCCAGCUCUCCUUUGUUCACUCCUCGAGCAACGUCUCGUAGCUCAUGACUGUGGACAGGUUCAAAAGCGCGAGAUCGAUUUUCCUUUGGUUAAAUCGACCGGUCAGUCCCACCAACCAGCCCCAUUUGGGGACAACUGGAGUUCAGUCCUUCCUACGUCAUUUACCUCAGCAGCAGCUAGCGUGGCUGCAUCUGCAGAAGCCCCUACUUCCUCUGCGUCUAGUCCUGAAGCAAUGAUGGUAGCUCAUCGGUUCUACAAGCAGCUUUAUCCUCGGGUUAUUCGAGAUAUAAAUCGCAUCAACGAUAACUGGAACAACGGUCGCUUUCGCCUUAUCAGAAUCCGUUGCCAUAGUGACUCGUCUAAGGGUGUUUACUGCCUUCAAUACGACUCCGAUAAGAUUGUCUCUGGGUUGCGGGAUGACACUAUCAAGGUGUGGCGACGAGUUGGUGCCUCCACUAGUGCCCGCCAUGAACCCCUCGGCUCCGGUGACACAUCUGGGGGCGCGGACGGCGGUCAUAUGAGUCCAGAGCUUGUAACGGGCUCCGGCCCUGCAGUCGCUGCUUCAUCUCCGGAGGGUGAUGCCGCUCAAUCGGACUCCGAUGGCUAUCAGUGCACACAAGUGAGCACAAUUAACCCCAUCUGUUUAUCCCUUCUGUCGAACCGUGAUCACUGUAGCAUAUUUAGCCUUUUAAGGGUGUUCUUAUGGACCUUUCUUUUCGUAGUCCUUAGAAUUCCACUAAGUGACGCUUGUGAAAAAUGUGCUUUUAGGGUAAAGUACGUAAUUAGUGCUUUGAACGUUUGUCCAUUGCAGGUGCUGCGAGGUCAUACCGGCUCCGUUCUCUGCCUGCAAUAUGAAGGUAAUCUCCUGAUUAGUGGUUCUAGCGACUCGAAGGUGCGCCUCUGGGACCUUUCGACGGGUGAAUGCCUCCACAUCCUUGACAAGCAUCACGAGGCGGUGCUUCAUCUGCGCUUCCGGAAUAGUGUGCUCGUUACUUGUUCGAAAGAUCGUAAUAUUGCCGUGUGGGAUAUGGGUCCUUACCCCAAAGAUAUACAGCUUCGAACUCUCCUCACCGGUCACCGAGCGGCCGUUAACGUGGUCGACUUUGACGAACGCUACAUCGUGUCUGCCAGUGGUGAUCGCACUAUCAAGGUAUGGAAGACAGAUACAACAACCGUGACGCCAGUGCGAACCCUUUCCGGCCAUCGCAGGGGCAUAGCAUGCCUUCAGUACCGUGCACCCUAUGUCGUAUCUGGCUCUUCUGACUUCACCAUCCGCAUCUGGGACAUAGAAACAGGAGUUUGCUCGCGUGUUCUCGAGGGACACGAUGAACUCGUCCGAUGUAUUCGCUUUGACUCAAAACGAAUUGUAUCUGGGGCCUAUGACGGUAAAAUAAAGGUCUGGGACUUGAAGGCAGCACUUAAUCCACGUUGUCGCACAAACCAAUUUUGCAUCAGAACUCUUCACGAACACACUGGCCGCGUAUUCCGCCUUCAGUUCGAUGACUUCCAGAUCGUUUCCUCUUCCCACGACGACUCAAUCCUGAUAUGGGACUUUACCCAAAUAGACCCUAAUUCGGCAACAAACCAAGACGAUGAGACGGGUGCAGUUGAAAAUGACGACGGCUUUUUUAACGAUGAGGCCGCUGCAGCUGCAGCAGGGGUGGCUCCACAGCCAUCUAACGUCCGCCAGAUCCGUCUUAUGCAUCCUCGAUCCCCACAAGUAGCCCCCACUCCAGCCCCAGUGUCCAAUGAUGCAGAUGCUGGAACUCAACCGGCCGGGGUUAAUCGGUCCACCACCCACGAUGCUUCACUCCCAUAA
Mesocestoides corti is the source of this 2364-nucleotide messenger RNA. The record is from the annotation of a GenBank genome assembly. Lineage: Eukaryota; Metazoa; Platyhelminthes; Cestoda; Cyclophyllidea; Mesocestoididae.